This is a messenger RNA of Owenia fusiformis, 1640 nucleotides long. The record is from the annotation of a GenBank genome assembly. NCBI's taxonomy places the organism in Eukaryota, Metazoa, Annelida, Polychaeta, Sabellida, Oweniidae.
UUCAAAAUGGUAGACGUCCUGUAAAUGUGAAUCUCAAAAUAUUUAGAUUUUUCUCCAUUUCUGCAAUAUUAAGAGCAUGGAGGAUGGUUUGAUAGAGUGUCUCCUGGAGACUAUAGACAAUGCCAGUAAGCAUAAGUUACAACUAGUAGACCUAACAGAAUCUCUUAAUGCAGCAAAGACACAGGUUACACAUAGUGCAGAUAAGUCCAAGAAUGAGAUAAAGAAAUUCUUUGAAGAGUUGAAAGUUUCACUACAUGCCAGCUUAGAUAAAAGGCAAGGAGAGUUGAUCUCUGAGGUGUCUAAGAUAGAGAAUGAUUCUCUUGGCCCUCUGAUUGCCUGUCAAGCACUCAUUGAAACAGGCAUGGUAGACACCACGAAGCUGCUCAAUGAAGGCAAAUCUCUGUUAAUGGCUGGAGAAGAUAGGGAAGGCCUGACAAUGUUCAAGGCUAAAGCAGACACCAAAACUCCCACCAGCCUUCCUGAGGUUCCUCUGCUCUCAGAUGUAGCAUGCAUCAGUGUUGAUCUUCCUGGCUCUCUGAUUGGUCAAAUGACAGAAGCCAUUGAUGAGUGCGGCAGGGUGUUUGCUAAAGGACCAGUGCAGAUAACGGACAUACUAGAAAGGCCUGGGGCUCUGUUAGUCAAGUGGUCUGAGCCAGAUGAGUCUUGUCUGGAGGCAGGUCGCUACAGACUCCAGUACUGCUAUGGUAGAUCCAGCAAUGAUGAGGAUUGUGGCACAGUCUUCAAAGAUGCAUAUAUAGGUGAAGGGUGUAGCUAUAUAUUGACAGGACUUCAGUGCAAUAAGCAGUACACACUGAGGGCCUGUUGUUCUGAAGCUGAGGGUGACUGGACUCCCUGGAGCUUGCCACGUGUUGGGAUAACUUCCCUACCUCAUCAUGAAUGGUGCUCUGGUGUAGAUGGCUUUAAACUUAUCAGUGACAAUACAACAUUAGUAAGUAGGACUAAUAAACCUAGGAUCAUUUACUCCAACCAUGACAGUUUUAUUUGUGGCCACAGUAUGGUGUUCAAGGUGCUACAGGUUGCAGAGGGUGACAUGUCUGAGGGUGUAGAGGACGGACAUGAAGGCCUGGGUCUCAGUGUUGCUAGAGUGGAGGGUGCCUCGUUGUGUCAACCUGGUACUCUACUAGUUACUAUGCAAGGAUCAAUAUUUAUUGAUGGCAAAGAAAAGGUGACAAAACUACCAAGUUUAACUAAAGGCUCUGUACUCACUAUUGACACAGAAGUUUUACAAAACAAUAAAAUAAGAGUGACAAUAGAAAUAAGCAACAAGACUGUGACAUUUGAUUGGGCAAUAGAUGUCUCUGAAUCUGGCACACCCACCAUACCUGGGCUAAUGUCUAUGCCAGGACAACCAACACCUCAACCAAAUAUACAACUUUACUUUGCAUUUUCUUGUGAACGUGAAGGUUGGAAAAUAUUGGUUUUGUGACUUAUAUUUAUAGUUUAAGAUGGAUUGUAUUCUUAUGUAGCAUUUAUUUAUUAGAUCUAUGUAGAAAAUGCGCUUAGUGAUAACUUAGUUUCAAAACUUAAUAAAAGUAUUUAUAAAAUGUUUCAUUGUCUCCCUUUGUUACUUCUCAUUUGUGUUAACCUCAGUAAUUUUAUUUACUAAAAUGCCAACCUUA